AUGGCGAGCACGGAAGUUGAGAACAAAACGACACAUCUCUUCACUCAUGUGACAGAAAAUGAGAGGAGACCUAUGCGGUUCUGGCUAUCCCAGAACGUCCCAGGCCGCGAGAAUUACAAAAAGGACAUAAUGAAAUAUGGUGGUGAACUGGUAUACGUAGAGAAACAUGCCGACGUCAUGCUGGUGGACCACCUGAAGAAAAACCUUCCUCCUGGCUGCUUUUCAUACAAAUAUGUGGACCAUUCAAUUGCAAAUGGAUGUCUUCCCGAGGGUCAAGAUCUCGAAAAAUAUCGAGCUGGCCCUUCUGCGCCACGACCAAUGGGCGCAUCCCAUAUUCCCCGAAAGGCCACCAGAACGGAGUUCAGCUUGCAAGAUGACCAAACGGUCUAUGACUGGCUCCAGCCGUUGGAACUAGAAGGUGCGCCUGUCAGCGGUAACAAGAUUUACCAAGACUUAGCCGAAAAGUUCCCGGGGCAUUCAUGGCAAGCAUGGCGUGGGCGGUAUUUGAGGAGAUUGCGCGGGAAUCCUCGUCCAGGGGGUGAACUUCCCAGACCUGACCUACUACACGGUGCUACACCUGAGCCAGAAAGAAAUCACCUCCAGCAGCUUCCCUUGACAAGUGCAAAGUCGAGGCCUUCGACCACAUUGUCUUCACUGAGCUUAGCAGACCCCAGCAUAAAGAGAAAACGACAAUCGAGUCCUCAACCACCUAUUGAGGGAGCAGCAGCCUCCCCGUCGAAAAGAAUGAAGCCCGAGAUCUCCAAGACCUCUACUAUUGUGGUACAAAGGUCACCUGGCAAUCAUCCCCAAUCGCCAUCACGAACACCAAAUCCAGAAACACCUUCACAAGUUAUUCCUCCCACUCAGCAUCCCCAUACUACCAUUCACUCCACACAGUCUUCACCGCAUACCCAACCAAUGCACGGUUUAGUACUCGAAUCAUCAGAAGAAAGCCAGGAUCAACCGGAUCCACUGUUUCUGGAGCUGCCAUUUCUACCGCCAAGUCCAGAACCAGAUGACCGCGAGGAAAGUGAUGAAGAAGACCUUCCAGACGUCGAUGGCUGGAUCGCCAGGCAACUGGCGCGAGGAAUAACAGAUGAAGCAACCAUUAUUGAUGUCCUGCGCUCUGCAACCAUGGAUCAAGACCUUGCUGACAAGGUGCUGGAAAAUUGGGAUCCCAGCACAUCAAUUCCCGACAACGUCCGUGGAAUAUGGACAGCCGAGGACGACAAAUGUUUGGAAGCUACAGAUGGCCGGGACGUUGAACGAGUGAUCACCAAACAUGGCGAAGAUUUUACUAAUACCAGGUGGGAAUAUCUCCGCAUGGCCAGGGAGAGGGGUCUGCUUUGA
Messenger RNA from Penicillium cinerascens, 1350 nucleotides. RefSeq names its product putative transcription factor Rap1. The transcript is spliced from 4 exons. NCBI's taxonomy places the organism in Eukaryota, Fungi, Ascomycota, Eurotiomycetes, Eurotiales, Aspergillaceae. Gene Ontology annotation, cellular component: shelterin complex. Gene Ontology annotation, molecular function: telomeric repeat DNA binding. The coding region runs from base 1 to 1350 and encodes 449 amino acids. The record is from RefSeq and is a predicted model, not a curated record. Gene Ontology annotation, biological process: regulation of DNA-templated transcription; telomere maintenance via telomere lengthening.